AUGAGCGUCGCUUCGCUGGCAGGUCCCUCGACCGACAAGGCCCCAAAUCUUCUCUCGUAUCCAAAGAAACUGGUCCAAACGCUUGAGCACCAGGGCGCCGUCAACGUAGUCAAAUACAAUCAUGGGGCAAAGUAUCUUCUCACGGGGUCAGCGGACAGGACUAUUCGGUUGUGGAACCCAGCCCUAGGCAAGGAAAUCAAGUGCUAUCGGGGCCAUGCCCAGCCGGUGCUCGCCUUGGAUAUUGCUCAGGACAAUGCCAAGUUUGCGUCUUCAGGUGUGGACAAGGCGGUCUUUCUAUGGGACGUCCCAUCAGGUGCUGUGACCCGGCGAUUACAGGGACACUUUGGUCACAUCAAUGCCGUUGCUUUCAGUCAAGAUGGUCAAGUUCUUGCGAGUGCUGGAUUCGACGCCAAAGUCAUGCUCUGGGACAUGCGUGCCGCCUCUCGAGACCCCCUUCAAACACUCAAAGAAGCCACUUCCACCAUCACCUCCCUCAUCCUCCCCACUUCUCCGCAGGUAAUCACUGGCUCGGCAGACGGUUUCAUUAGGACCUAUGAUCUGCGAUUUGGUCUAUUGACGGAGGACCUCAUCGGGACGCCUAUAUCGUCUCUGAAAUUAUCGCCAACGGCCCCGGAAGAAAGCGUCUUGGUCGGCACCAAUGACGGAAAGAUGAGAGUCUUUGACAGGAAGGAUGGAGGGUGCUUGCAGACGUUUGAAGGGCACAAUGUAGGGGGAAAAACAGGCAAAUGGGGUACAGAAUGGGGUUACGGCGAUGGGCUGGUACUCGCAGGCGACGCAGAUGGAAAGCUGUGGGCGUACAACGUUCUUGAUGCCAGACCCAUUGACACAAGCCCUACGCCAAUACAUAAAAAGACUAUCACCAAUAUUCAACUACAUCCCAAGGGGAAGGAGAUGAUCACAGCGUCUGCGGACGGCACUGUCAAAGUGUGGGGUCACUGA
This is a messenger RNA of Cryptococcus wingfieldii CBS 7118, 960 nucleotides long. RefSeq names its product mitogen-activated protein kinase organizer 1. Gene Ontology annotation, biological process: mRNA splicing, via spliceosome. Bases 1 to 960 code for a protein of 319 amino acids. Lineage: Eukaryota; Fungi; Basidiomycota; Tremellomycetes; Tremellales; Cryptococcaceae. The transcript has 5 exons. Gene Ontology annotation, cellular component: catalytic step 2 spliceosome. The record is from RefSeq and is a predicted model, not a curated record. Gene Ontology annotation, molecular function: protein binding.